Molecule: messenger RNA, 1314 nt
Organism: Angiostrongylus costaricensis
Lineage: Eukaryota; Metazoa; Nematoda; Chromadorea; Rhabditida; Metastrongylidae
Source: the annotation of a GenBank genome assembly
AUGUUCCUGGAUCGCCUACAUAACGCGCGACCCAACGGCGCGUACGUGGUGGAGUCCUUCGACGUCACUGCCCUUUAUACAAACGUGUCGUCGAAUGACUCCGCUUUGCAAGCCAUAAACGAACUCCUUAUACAACACGAAGGAGCAGUAAACAUGUACGGCUUCUCGAUUCAGCAGUUGAUGACACUGUUAAAGGAGUGCCUGAACUGCUCAAUCUUCAGAUGGUCCGGGAGGUAUUACGCACAAAUGAGAGGGCUGGCAUUGGGACAACGACUGGCAGCAAGCCUUGCCAUUGCAUUCAUGUCUAAGGUGGAAGCGCCAGUAAUCGACCUCGGUCCGUUACUCUACUGUAGAUAUAUAGAUGACUGCUUGGUCAUUUGUUCAACGCAAGAAGAAAUCGACAGAUGUUUCGAGUUGUUGAACACACAGUCGGAGUAUAUUAAAUUCACCCGAGAGAAACCAAAAGAAGACUGGCUUCCAUUUCUGAACGUGCAAAUUAGCCUAUCAGAAAACGGCUACAUUACGAAGUGUUAUCGAAAGCCAAGUAGUAAAAACAUCCUAGUUCAUUACCUCUCCUCUCAUCCCUCUCGCACGAAAAGGGCGCUUGUGAGAAACAUGUAUCGAACGGCUACCAGCGUGUGCACAGGGAGACAACAGAGAGAGGAGUCCCGGAACUUGGCACGGCAAAUAGCCAUUUUUAAUGGCUACGAAACCGUAGCUCCAGACAGGUGUAGAGGAAACCACAGGCACACCAACGAUAACUCUAGCGACAACAAGGUCCCGUUUAUACUGCCCUUCAUUUCAAAUGAAGUAAGUGCAGCUAUAAAACGCUGUUUAAGAAGGGCCAGUCUAGAGAAUUCGGUAACGAUAAUCGAAAUACCACCGAGUAAUAUAAGGCGCCAGCUAGUUCGUAACCGCCUAUACGACCGUCUAUGUGCAACCCAAAAUUGCAUAAUUUGCCCCAAUGGUAGAGACGGUGACUGCAUGAGUUCGGGUACAGUCUAUCUGAUCUCUUGUAAAGCGUGCGGGGACGAAUACGUUGGCGAAACGGGUAGACCACUCUGCGUACGUACAAAAGAACACCUAGUCGGCAAACGUAAACCAAAUACUCCACUAGGCACGCAUAGGGCGCAGAGACAUAACGGAGAAGAUUUUGAAGUAGGGAUUACGAUCUUCGCGCAAGAAUCGAGAACACAAGCGCGCAAAACUCUGGAGGCAUUGUGGAUAAAUUCCAAGAAUCCGAAAAUGAACAGCAGGGAGAAAUGCCUCAUUAUCAUGCGUGAUAUUGGACAGUAUAUAAACCUGUUAUUCUGA